AUGAAGCCUCGCAUUCGGAACCUCUUUCCCCUGUCCAAACCGGUUCCCGCAGCCCAACCCCGCCGCCUCAAAGAUGAUGAUGAAAAUUUCCUGCCGGUGCUGAACGACGUCAUACGCGGUAACCAGAGCUGGGCCGCCGCUCUCGACAAUCCUUCCAUUUCUACUCGCCUACACCCACUUCACAUUGAGAGUUUCAUUCUCCAGAAUAUCAAUGAAUCCAGGUUAGCCCUCCGCUUUUUUAAUUUUCUCGGCCUUCACAAGAAAUUCCGCCACUCCACGGCGUCGUUUUGCUUGCUGAUUCACUCAUUAGUCCAGUCGAAGCUUUACUGGCCUGCGUCCUCGCUUUUGGAGACCCUUUUGGAAAGAAAGGAGGAGGAUCUUGGUUCCAUUUUCCAGAAUUUGUUCCACUCCUAUAAUAGGCUCGGUCUUCAUUCAACCUAUGGGUUUGAUUUACUUGUUCAAAGCUUUGUUCAAAACAGACGAGUUCUGGACUCGGUUGUGAUUGUGAAGUCAAUGAAGGAGCAUGGUUUAUUUCCGGAAGUUAGGACAAUCAGUGCCGUGUUAAAUGGUUUGAUCAGAAUUAGGAGAUUUGAACUGGUGCUCGACUUGUUUGAUGAAAUGUUCGUGGGUGGCUGGCUGAAGCCAGACGUCUAUGUUUAUGCUGCUGUGGUUAGGAGCUUGUGCGAAUUGAAGGAUUACGAUCGGGCAAAGGAAUUAGUUAACUGGGCUGAGAAUAAUGGGGCGUGCAAGUUGAAUGUGGUUGCAUAUAAUGUGUUGAUUCAUGGGCUAUGUAAGGGCGGAAGAGCAUGGGAGGCUGCUGAGAUUAAGGGAAAGUUAGAUUCAAAGGGUUUGAGAGCUGAUGUUGUCACGUACUGUACGUUGGUCUUGGGAUUUUGUAGAGUAAAUGAGUUUGUAUUUGCUCGAGGCUUGGUGGAUGAGAUGGUUGAACAUGGGAUUCUUCCUAGUGAGGAGGCUUUAUCGAUUGUUGUUGACGGGUUGAGGAGAAAAGAGGAAAUCUCCAGUGCUUAUGAUUUGAUUGAUAAGGUGGGGAGACUUGGUGUAGUGCCUAAUAUAUAUGUUUGUAAUGCUAUGGUUCACUAUUUGUGUAAAGAUGGCAAGUUGGAGAAGGCAAUGCUGCUGUUCGUGAAGAUGACAGAAAAGAGGUUGGUAAUAAAUGAUGUGAGCUAUAAUAUCAUAAUUGGCUCAUUAUGCAAAAGGGGGAAAGUAGAUGAAGCCUUGACAGUUCUUGCUAAAAUGUUUAGUUCUGGAAUAGAACCAUCGGUUUACACAUAUAACAUGUUGAUCAGUGGGCAAUGCAAGUUGGGAAAGCUGAGUGGGGCCACAAAGCUCGUUGCCGAAAUGAAUAAAAAAGGUCUGUGGCCAACUGUUGUGACAUACACAUUGUUGAUUGAUGGCUACUGUAAGCAAAAAGAAAUUGAUGAAGCAUUCAGGCUAUAUCACGAGAUGACGACCAAAGGGAUUUCCCCAAAUGUGAAUACAUUCACGGCACUCAUCUGUGGUCUUUGUCAUGUGAAUAGGAUGGCCGAUGCAUGUAAUAUGUUUGACAGAAUGGCGGAAAUGAACGUUGUUCCUAAUGAGGUAACCUAUAAUGUUCUAAUUGAAGGAUACUGCAAAGUAGGUAAUGUAGAGAGAGCCUUUCAUUUGUUUGAUGAGAUGGUGGAGAAGGGUCUUUCACCAGAUACAUUUACGUAUAGGCCGUUAAUAACCGGGCUUUGCUAUACGGGUGACGUGUCCGUAGCCAAAGAUUUCAUGGAUCAUCUGCAAGAGAAGCAUUGUAAGUUGAACGAGUUGUGUUAUUCUGCACUUCUACACGGAUAUUGCAAUGAGGGAAGGCUGAAAGAUGCAUUGAGUACUCGUGAAGAGAUGAGAAAAAGAGGUGUCGACAUGGAUCUCGUGUGCUAUGCCAUAAUUAUUCGAGGAAUUCUAGAACAAAAGGAUACAAAAUUGUUGGUGGAUAUUCUAAAGGAGAUUCAUGACCGGGGAUUGAGGCCAGAUAAUGUUGUCUACACUAGUAUGAUCGACAAGUUUGGAAAAAGCGGGAAUCUCGAAAUGGCUAUGGCUCAUUGGGGUAUUAUGGCCACUGAAGGGAUUGAGCCGAAUGUCGUGACAUAUACCUCUAUGAUUAAUAGUCUCUGUAAGACAGGUUUUGUCGAUAAGGCCUUGAUCUUAUGCAAGGAAAUGUUGAUUAGUGGAUUAGUUCCUAAUGAGGUCACAUACGGGUGCUUUCUUGAUCAUCUCACGGGAGAAGGGAACAUGGCAAAUGCUAUAAGGCUUCAUAAAGUGAUGCUUGCAGGGUUUCUUGCUAACACCGUAUCAUACAAUAUGAUAAUUAGAGGCUUUUGCAAGCAGGGCCAAGUUGAGAAAGCUCGUCACAUGUUGGCUGAGAUGACGAGUAAUGGGAUAUCUCCAGAUUGUAUAAGUUAUUCAACUAUUAUUUACGAAUAUUGUAGAAGGGGUGAUUUGCAAGGAGCUUUCGAGUUGUGGGAAUCCAUGCUAGACAUGAAUAUUAAGCCUGAUGGGAUUGCUUAUAAUUUCUUGAUAUGUACGUGCUGUGUUGCUGGAGAGUUUAAGAAGGCUUUUGAGUUUCAUGUUCAUAUGGUGAAACGAGGCCUAAAGCUAACUCAGGGAACAUAUGCUUAUCUUAUGAACCGAGCACGCAUGUCAGGGUCACCUGGCAAUCCACCAGAAAAUGCAGUCACAUGA
Striga hermonthica is the source of this 2724-nucleotide messenger RNA. NCBI's taxonomy places the organism in Eukaryota, Viridiplantae, Streptophyta, Magnoliopsida, Lamiales, Orobanchaceae. The record is from the annotation of a GenBank genome assembly.